ACAGCUAGCACGCAGCUUCCAUCUCAUUGAACUAAUAAACUGAUUAUAAAGUUGACUUUCAUUACAGAGGAGCAUCGAUUUUGUGCAUCAAAUUAAUCAACUACUAAUUAAGUAGCGCAUGAUCAUCAAAAGGCAAUUAAUCUCUCGUUUAAGGCAAUUAAUUUCUGUACACGCAAAUAUUUUCUUGAUUCAAAGGUAAACCACUGACUUGCAUAUCUAUAAUUAGAUAAAUUUCGAAUUGAAACUAUAGUUUAAAUAUAAUUUAGUGUAUUUCUUGGAAUCUUUGUUUGUUUUCUGUGUUUUUGAAUUGGAGUUUAGGGUAUAAUAAUUGAUGUUAUAAGUUGUUUUAUUUUCAGAAAUUUGAAAUGAAAUUUGAUUGAGUAUUAGACUAGUGAUUAGUUAUUUGAACUUGUUGCUUUGUAUUAGACUUGUUUUUCAUGGAUUUUGUGGUGUAUGGUUACCACUUACUAUUACUAAUAAAAGCUUUUGGAAAUUCUGCAUAUUGGAGUUUCUUGAUCGGUCGUGUAUAUGCAAACUGAAUUUGGUUUGUGUAUAUCGUAAGCAGAAAGUGGAUGUGUGGUUACCUCUGACUAGAAGGCGUGAAUUGAAUUUUCAUGACCGUUUUAAUGGAGAAUGGAAGCUAGAACUCCUGCAGUGCUCUCUCCCUCUCUUUUUUGUGCUGUAUUAUUUGUAUAUGGAUUUGUAACCAGUAUAUCUUAAACACAUAAAUUAUCAUCUUGUCCACAUGAGGUACUCCCUUGCUAUACUUUCCUGGCUCCCCCUGCCGAUAUGUGCAUAUCUGUGUGUGUAUGUAUCUAUAUAUGGGUGUGUUUGCAGGUUAUGAGAGAUACAGUUUGGUUUGCAGGUAAUUAAUAUGGCGUCUUCAUCUUCUGCUGCUGCUGCUGUACUAUCUCACCUCGAAGAAAGCAUGAUGUGUUCCUUAGUUUCAGAGGUAAGGACACCCGCAGCACCUUCACCAGCCACCUUCAUGCUGCUUUACUUCGAAAGAAACUUGACAUCUACAUAGAUUACAAACUGGAGAGAGGGGAUGAAAUCGGACCUGCCCUUCUAGAAGCUAUUGGGAAGUCAAAGCUUUCGGUGAUAAUUUUCUCAAAAAACUAUGCUUCUUCCACAUGGUGUUUGGAUGAACUCUUGCAUAUACUAGGAUGCAAGGAAGGGGAUGGACAGUUUGUUGUACCCAUUUUUUACGACAUCAGUCCAGCAGAUGUACGAAAACAGCAGGGGAGUUAUGCAUUUGCAUUUGCUCAACUUGAAGAACGUUUCAAGGACUGUAUGGACAAGGUGCUUGAGUGGAGGGAUGCUUUGGAGAAAGCUGCCAACCUAUCUGGUUUUGAUAAUUUAAACAAAGCCGGGACAGAGGCCGAUUUCAUUGAGGAAGUUGUCCAAGUUAUAUUGACCAAAUUGAAUUGCAAACAGUCAAGUGAUUGUACGGGCCUUGUUGGAAUUGAAACCAAAAUCGAGGAAAUUGAGUCGUUAUUAUGCAUUGAUUCACCAGAUAUUUUGACUGUAGGUAUAUGGGGAAUGGGUGGUAUAGGCAAGACCACCCUUGCUGGUGCUUGUAUUUAACCGACUCACUUCUAAAUUCGAAGCUUCUUGUUUUCUCGCAAACGUUAGGGAGGAGUCAGAAAAACAAGGGCCAAAGAACUUGCAGAAUAUACUUCUUCGUGAGAUAUUACACGAGAAAGAUCUGACUAUUGGCACUCCAUCUAUAGGAUCUAAGCUUGUCCGCGAAAGGCUCAGCCGUACAAAGGUCCUCAUUGUUCUUGAUGAUGUGAAUGAUUCAGAACAAUUAGAACUUCUAGUUGGAGAUGAUGUUCGGUUUGGUCCCAGAAGCAGAAUCAUUGUAACAACUAGAGAUAGGAGCCUACUAAAUGAAAUAGCUGGUGAGGACAAAAUUUAUGAGGUCAAGGGAUUAAAACAUGACGAAGCCCUUCAUGCUCUUUCAAAUGCACGCUUUCAAGAAUAAGUCUCGUACAACAGAUUAUACAGAGUUUUCAAGAAAGGUGAUAGAUUAUAUUAAAGGCGUUCCAUUGGCUCUUAAAACUUUGGGUGCUGUAUUCCUUCGCUGCAAAACAGAAGAAGACUGGGAUGAAGAGUUGAGAAAAUUGAAAAAGUUUCCUAGCGAAAAAGUACAGAAUGUUUUGAGACUUAGUUAUAAUGGACUAGAAGAAAAUGAGAAGGAAUGCUUCCUUGAUAUCGCAUGCUUUCUUAAAGGGAUGAAUGUUGAUUCUGCAAAAAGAAUGAUACAGUUUCGAGGUUUCUUUGCGAACGGAAUUCAAGUUCUCAUUGAUAAGUCUCUAAUAUCAAUUUCUAUGACGAAUUCCUUAGAGAUGCAUGAUUUGCUUCAGGAAAUGGGUCAGAAAAUUGUUAGCGAACAAUGUGCAGAUGAGCCCGGAAAACGUAAUAGGUUGUGGGCUCCAGAGGAUGUCUGUCAUGUUCUGGAGAAUAAUACAGGAACUGCAAAGGUUCAAUGCAUAUACGUUGACACGUCUAGCCUUACAAGGCUACAACUCUCCCGUUCAUCCUUCCAAGAGAUGUAUAAUCUGAGAUUGCUAAAGAUUCAUGGUUCUGAGGAUUUUCCAAAGUUUAUAGGUUUUCAAGAUGCUAUCUUUGGCGAGGUGUACUACAAGAUUGACCUUUCUCAAGGUCUCGAGUCUCUUCCCAAUGCUCUCAGGUAUCUUUACUGGGAGCGAUACCCUUUGAAAUCUCUUCCAUCAAAGUUUUCUCCAAACAACCUUGUUGAGCUUCGAAUGCCCUAUAGCAGACUUGAGGCGCCACUUUGGAAUAAAAAGCAGAUUCUUGGAAACUUGAAAGUGAUUGAUCUUAGUUAUUGCACACAUCUGGCUGAGGUUCCAGAUCUCUCUCGCAGUUCAAAAAUUGAGCAUAUAAAUCUUUCUGGUUGCAUAAGAUUGACACGGAUUCCUUCAUAUUUCAAAGAUUUUGACAAGCUUACUUAUCUUCAUCUGGGACACUGUGAAAAUCUAAAAUCUUUUCCUCAGAUGCCUGACAAUAUUGAAUUCUUAGAUUUAUCUUUCACGAUAAUAAAGGACUUGCCCACAUCUUCGAUUCAGUGUCUCCUUGGUCUCACUACACUUAAACUGAGUUAUUGCAAUAGGCUGGUGAGUCUACCAAAGAACAUUUGUAAGUUGAGAUCUCUUGAGAGCCUUGACCUCACUGGUUGCCUUCGAUUCAAGUACUUCCCAGAAAUUUUGGAGCCUAUGGAACAUCUGAAAUUUCUUAGUUUACAAGGAACAGCGGUUAAAGAGCUACAUUCAUCAAUAGGAAUGCUAAUUGGGCUUCAAAGUUUAAUUCUCGAUAGGUGCGAAAACCUUGAGUUUGUCCCAGUCAGCAUAUACAGUUUAAAACAUCUUAAGAAGUUGAGCUUUAGUGGCUGCCUGAGUCUCAACAAUUUAAAUCUCUCACUCGGUUUGUGCUCUUUGGAACUAAUAAGCCUAUGUUCCUGUAUUGAAUUAGAAAUCCCCAACCUCCUCAUGUUUUUACCCUGGUUACGAGAUUUAGAUCUAGGAGGAACCAAAAUUGAGAGCAUACCUUCAAGCAUCAAACGAGGUUGUCAAUUGUCUCACCUGCGGUUAAACUAUUGCAGAAACCUUCGAUCUUUACCAGAGCUCCCCGUACUAUGUAGUCUUGAAGCAAAUGACUGCAGGUCACUGACGACAGUGUCAAGUUCAAGAAAUUCACUCACACAAGCUUGGGAUAAAUAUGAAUUGUUUCGAGGGAGUUAUUAUUUUACUGAAUGCCCAAACCUGGAUUAUAAGGCACGGAGCAACAUAGUCACUGACGCACACCUAAGAAUUAUGCGAGUUGCAACUGCGCCAUCCAACUUUAAGGAAGUAGAAUGUUAUAAGGAUAUCUCUAAUGGGACUUCAGUUAGCAUUGUCUGUAAGGGGAAUGAAAUUCCAAAUUGGUUCAGCCAUCAGAACAACGGAAGUUCAAUAACUGUCAAGCUUCCUCCAGAUUGGUACGGUACAUAUUUCUUGGGUUUCGCUCUAUCUCUUGUUUAUAAACCCGGUCAAUUCAGUUCUCAUCAGCAGAGUAUGAAGUUUGGAUGUCAGUGCACUUUCAAAACUGCUAAUGGUGAAAGCCGGAAAAUCAAUUACCCUUCCUAUUUUCCUUUUAAUGGAAAAGGGUACGACUAUUUGAAGUCCGGUCAUGUAUUUGUGUGGUAUAGUGCGUUUUCCAUUGGAGAGGGAGCAUUCACUCGUUUUUACAAACUUGUCACCGAGGCCUCUUUUGACUUCCACCUCCUAGACUGUGACAGAAAUAAAAAAAGUAUAGUGGAAAUGUGUGGGAUCUGCCUAUUGUAUUCCUAAGAUGCUGAGAAAUUAAAAUUUGAUCGUAAGCAGAAGUUAGGUGUUUGACUGACAACUCAAUUUAUGGAUAUGAUUGAUUCUUUCAAUUUG
This is a messenger RNA of Pyrus x bretschneideri (Chinese white pear), 4442 nucleotides long. RefSeq names its product disease resistance-like protein DSC1. Gene Ontology annotation, molecular function: ADP binding. The transcript is spliced from 5 exons. The record is from RefSeq and is a predicted model, not a curated record. The coding region runs from base 1941 to 4352 and encodes 803 amino acids. Lineage: Eukaryota; Viridiplantae; Streptophyta; Magnoliopsida; Rosales; Rosaceae. Gene Ontology annotation, biological process: defense response.